AUGCUUGUUUCAAUCUAUAAGGCUUUUCUCAGACUUAGCUUCAUACCCAAGGGAUGGACACUGGCGAAGGUUGUGUUCAUUCCCAAGGGCGGCGGACCAUCCCACGUGAAGCCAAGCGACUUUCGACCGAUUAGCCUUACAUCUUUCUUCCAGAAGGUUCUGGAAAGACAACUGGACGUGAAGAUCCGAACAGAAAUUGAUUUAAGUAAAUUAUCUAGCUGUCAGCAUGCCUAUUGGAAAGGCAGGUCUGUAGACACAGCUUUGCAUGGUAUUGUGAGCACCAUUGAAAAGGCAUUAGCGCUUAAGGAAUCUGCAUUAGGCGUAUUCCUUGACAUCGAGG
Rhagoletis zephyria (snowberry fruit fly) is the source of this 340-nucleotide messenger RNA. RefSeq lists its product as uncharacterized. The record is from RefSeq and is a predicted model, not a curated record. Lineage: Eukaryota; Metazoa; Arthropoda; Insecta; Diptera; Tephritidae.